This is a messenger RNA of Trichophyton rubrum CBS 118892, 1110 nucleotides long. RefSeq lists its product as uncharacterized. The coding region runs from base 1 to 1110 and encodes 369 amino acids. The transcript has a single exon. The record is from RefSeq and is a predicted model, not a curated record. Gene Ontology annotation, molecular function: GTPase activity. Lineage: Eukaryota; Fungi; Ascomycota; Eurotiomycetes; Onygenales; Arthrodermataceae.
AUGCAAAGAAUUAACUCCUACCUGUACAGCCAAAAGAAGUCUCCGUACGUAAUGAACCUCGACCCAGCAGUACAUUCAGUUCCGUUCGAGAGCAACAUCGACAUAAGAGACUCAAUAAACUAUAAGGAGGUCAUGAAGCAGUACAACCUUGGACCAAAUGGCGGCAUCCUGACUUCUCUAAACCUGUUCGCCACGAAAAUUGAUCAGAUAAUGGGGAUUCUGGAGAAGCGCGCAUUGCAGGCUGCCACCCCAGAACAGCCUGCAGCCCCAAAGCGAAUGGAACAUAUACUUGUGGAUACACCUGGUCAGAUAGAAGUGUUUGUAUGGAGUGCAUCAGGAAGUAUACUUCUGGAGUCACUGGCGUCGUCGUUCCCUACCGUGAUUGCAUAUAUUAUUGAUACCCCACGGACAAGCUCGACGAGCACGUUUAUGAGCAAUAUGCUUUAUGCCUGCAGCAUUUUAUACAAGACAAAGCUACCGAUGAUUCUAGUUUUUAAUAAGACGGACGUGAAAGAUGCCGACUUUGCUAAGGAAUGGAUGACCGAUUUUGAGAAGUUCCAGGCCGCUCUAGCGGAGGAGGAACAACACGGUGCCUUUGGCGGCGGUGAGGGUGGUACUGGAGGAGUUGGAGGUGGCAGUGGAUACAUGGGCUCAUUCUUGAACAGUAUGAGCCUGAUGCUCGAAGAAUUUUAUCACCAUUUGAGUGUUGUGGGAGUCAGCUCCAUGACGGGAGACGGAGUAGACGACUUUUUCGCUGCAGUAGAGGAAAAACGCAAAGAGUUUGACCGUGACUACAAGCCUGAGCUUGAGAGGAAGAGAGAACAGAGGGAGAAAGAGAAGCUGGAGAGACGGGAUGUUGAGCUGGGAAAACUGUUGAAGGACAUGAAUGUUUCAGGCCGCCCAGCUUCGUCAAAGGAUAAAGAAAACCAAAUUGAGACCAUCUCUGAUGCAGAAGAGGAUGACGAUGAGGAUGAGGAUGAACGACCUAGCCAGCGAGACGAUGCCGGGCUCUCACAGCGGUAUAGCAAUGCCCUGGCUGAUUCUGGAGACGGUCAAGCCGGCGAAGAUAGCAGUUUUGCACGGUACCUAAAAUCGUCCAAUCUGGGAUAG